Molecule: messenger RNA, 1548 nt
Organism: Metarhizium album ARSEF 1941
Lineage: Eukaryota; Fungi; Ascomycota; Sordariomycetes; Hypocreales; Clavicipitaceae
Product: DNA polymerase delta small subunit
Exons: 4
Coding region: 1-1548 (515 amino acids)
Biological process (GO): DNA strand elongation involved in DNA replication; DNA replication
Cellular component (GO): delta DNA polymerase complex
Molecular function (GO): DNA binding
Source: RefSeq, a predicted model, not a curated record
AUGGUGACCCUCGAGGAAGUGUCUCAUCUCAUCCCGAAAUCGGCGUCCGACGCCGCAACUCCCACACUCAGCCGAGCCGCCGACUCGUACAAGCCAUUGCACGCAUUCGACCUCGACAAGCGACGGCCCUACAAGCAGCAAUAUGGCGACAUGUACUUUCUACGCCUGACCAAGAUCAAGCCCGCCGUCGAGGAGGCGGCAUCGGCCUCGUGGGAGGGGACCGUCAUUGGUGGUGAAGAGGUCAAAAGGGUAGAACGCGUGCUCGAUGUUCGGCAGGGAGAGUUGUGCUGGGUAGCAGGGACAGUGUACAUGGACAUGCCUCUCAAGCCCAGUAUCCUCGAGGACGUGUCCAAAGACCGAUGGAUUUCCGCCCCCAUACCCACCCAGCAGACCUACUUCUCCCCCGACGGCUCCGACCAAGUCAUGCUCGAGGACGACUCGGGCCGCAUCCGCCUCGUCGGCGAUGUGGUCCACUCCGUCCCCCUCGUGACGGGCUGCAUCAUCGCCGUCAUGGGCACCGAGAACAGCAGCGGCGAGUUCGAAGUCAUUGACACCAAGUUUCCCGACCUUGCCGACCAGCCCGAGCGAUGGGCCCUCUCCAAACCACUGCCUCCUUCGGCCAACGGCCUCGGAAAAGGGCGGCCCAUCAUCAGAGACGAGCACCGAGAUGUCGAAAUGACAGACGCCUCCCCGCCAGCCCCCGGCAAGAAGAUGGCCAUCGUGUCCGGGCUCUCCUUCUCCAGCACCGGCGCCUCUCACGCCGUCGAACUCAACCUCCUGCAGGAAUACCUCCUCGGCCAAGCACUCGCCCCAGCCGACCAGGAAGAAGUCGCGAGCAUAAGCAGGCUCAUCAUUGCCGGAAACUCCAUCUCCGCCGCCGCCACCGAGCACAGGCCCGACGAGACCGAGAAGAAGGGAGGCAGAAAGUACGGCUACGACGCGAGCUCCUACAACGCCCUCCCGUCGCAGCUCCUCGACGACUUCCUCGACGCGCUGCUGCCCUCGAUACCGGUCACCCUCGUCCCCGGUGCUCAGGAUCCCGCCAACGCAAGCUACCCCCAGCAGCCCGUCCACAUGGCCCUGUUUCCCCGCGCGAGGGCAUACGGGCCCGAGCCCGCAAAGCCCAAAGAACCCGGGUGGUUUGACGCCGUCACCAACCCCUGGGAGGCCGAGCUCGAGGGGUGGCGCGUCCUAGGCACCGGCGGUCAAAACGUGGACGACGUCUUCAAGUACGUCGACAGCGACGAUAGACUGGGCAUGAUGGAGGCCAUGUGCAGAUGGAGGUGCUGCGCCCCCACCGCACCCGACACGUUGUGGAGCUAUCCGUUCCAGGAAGAUGACCCGUUUGUCAUGAAGACGUGUCCGCACUUGUUCUUUGUGGGCUGUCAGCCUGAAUUCUCGACGAGGACGAUUGGCGGCCCUCGUGGUCAGUCCGUGAGGUUGAUUACGGUCCCUUCAUUCGCCGAGACAAAGGAGCUGGUUCUUGUGGACAUGGAAACGAUGGAGGUUUCCCUGGUGAGUUUUGGCAAGCAAAAGUCGGCGUCAUGA